CAGCACCGCACGAACACAACAAUGGCGCCGCCCGCUUCGAAACGCAGAAAGCUCGAGCAGUCCGACGACGAGAGCGAGGGCAGCUUUGCUGGUUUUGACGAGGUUGAAGGCACUGCAUCAGAUGUCGAAGAGGCUGAAGACAGCGAUGCUUCGAUGGGAGCACCAGCCAGCGAGGAGGAGAGUGAUGAUGAAGAUUUAGAAGAAAGCGUUGCGCAGAAGAACAAGAAGACCGCCCCAGCUGCACCCGCUCCCGCACAGAAAACAUCGAAGAGACCAGCGGCGACACUCCAGGAUGGCAUCUACACGUCCGAGUCGUUCAAGUCGAACAUGUUCAAGCUGCAGGUCGACGAGCUUCUGGAGCAGGUCAAGCCGAAGUACGGAAAGAAGGAGGCACCGGCUGAGAAUGCUAUGCGUACGUUAAAGGACAUCAUCGAGUCGAUACCGAAUCGAGAUGCUCUGUCAAUCUCGGACGCUGAGAAAGCCCUCAAAUCCGCCGGCAUCGCCAUUCCAUUCCCUAGCCCUCGUCCACCGAAAGACGCAAAGUACAAGCUCUCGUUCGAGCGACCGUCAAGCAUCAACGCAACCGGCAGCUACCCCCUCAAGACGGCGACCAAGUCAGACGACGGCAUUGCGAUUGACCUCGUAGUCACCAUGCCGAAGUCGCUGUUCCAGGACAAGGACUAUCUCAAUCACCGAUACUUCUACAAGCGCGCGUACUACCUGGCUUGCCUCGCUGCCGGCAUCAAGGGAGCGAAGAAGCACAAGUUCGAGCUGUCGUUUGAGAGCAGGCACGGCAACCACCUCCAGCCCAUCAUCGUGGUGCGGCCGAGUGGAAAGGGCGACGCAGAUGACUUCACAAGCUCGAAGGCGAUCAUCAACAUAAUUCCUGCCUUGCCUGAAAAUGUGUUCGCGCAGAACAAGCUGCUACCGAAUUCGAAUGCGGUGAGGCCGAAAAGCGAGGACGAGGAGACUGAUAAGACGCUGCCGCCAACACCGUUCUACAACAGCACGGUCCAGUCAGACGCGAACGUCACUGCGUACCUCAAACUUCUCUACGCGACCGCCACCAAAGCCGAUGCUUUCAAGGAUGCUUGUGUUCUCGGUCGCAUCUGGCUGAAGCAGCGAGGCUUUGGAAGCCAGGUCCGAAAGGGCGGUUUUGGCAACUUCGAAUGGGCGGCUCUGGUAGCUCUCCUGCUGCAGCCGAACCAAACGACUGGUGCGCAACCAUUGUCCCCUGGUUACAGCAGCUAUCAGAUGUUCAAGGCUACGCUUCAGUUCCUUGCUCGUCAUGAUUUGAGCAAGAAGGCGGUGGUCCUGCAAGCGCACAACAUCGUCAUUCCUAAGGGCGACACCACGCCGGUUUUCUUCGACGGUCCUCGUGGUCAGAACAUUCUGUUCAGAAUGACGCAGUGGUCGUAUGCGGCCCUCCGUCAAGAGGCGCAGGCGACCGUGGACAUGCUGAGCGACACCGUUUUCGACCAAUUCGACUCGACCUUCAUCCUGAAGACAGAGCUCCUGCAGCUCAAGUACGACGCUACCCUCGAGAUUCCCCUGUCAGCACUUGGCCUUGAUUCGGCGAGCGAUGAGUACGACCAGCAGCUCAGCUCAGCUUGCCGCAAGCUCUACGACACAUUGAAGCACGCGCUCACCGACCGGGUUACAUCGAUAUCCUUCACGAUGCCACGAGAUGAAGCCUGGCCCAUCACUGCACGACGGCCCCACGAGAAGCAGCGUAAGAGCAUUCUUGUCAACUUUGUGACGGACCCAGCGAAUGCGAACCGAACGGUGGACCACGGGCCGGCAGCAGAGAACAAGCAGGAGGCAGCAGUCUUCCGCAAGUUUUGGGGCGAGAAGUCCGAGCUCAGACGCUUCAAAGAUGGAAGCAUCACCGAGAGCAUUGUCUGGUCUGUCAAAGAUGCGUCUUCCGUGCUCGAGCAGAUCGUGCGCUACGUCCUCCAGCAUCACAAGAUUGUGCAGACUGUGGAUGCGCUUAAAUUCACCGGCGAUGCUUUUGCUCACCUCGUCAACGCUGGACGCAUUCAAGGUGCUUCAGGCGUGGCCCCGUUCUUGCCUAUCAUGAAUGCUUUCGCUACAAUGGAGAAGGACAUCCGCGCCCUGGAAGACCUGCCGCUGCAGCUUCGUUCGAUCAGAGCUGCAGACGAGCAACUGCGCUACGCGUCUGUAGAGCCCCCGACCGCUGGACAUGCGCCUGCAUCGGUGGUCCUCCAGUUUGAGGGCUCUGGACGCUGGCCGGACGACCUGUGCGCUAUCCAAAGGACCAAGAUCGCUUUCUUGCUCCGCAUCGCAGACGUCCUGACUGAGUCAGAAUCAGAGUAUGUCUCGCGAGUUGGUCUUGAAAACCCAUCACAGCCAGCACAGAACCAAGCCUUCUUGGAUGUCACGUCAGCUGCGGGCUACGCGUUCCGAAUCCGCAUCUACCACGACCGCGAGGUGACCCUGUUCGAGCGCCAACUCAAGGACAAGACGCUCGAUGCGCCUUCUCGCGAAUCCGCAGCUGCAUCGCUCGCUCUGUAUAAGCGCGAAUUUGUGCAGUCCCCUCUCCACUCUCAAGUCCUGCAGACACUCUGCACCCGCUUCCCAGCCCUGUCGCCCUCUAUCCGCCUCACAAAGCGCUGGUUCGCGUCCCACCUCCUCUCACCGCACUUCUCCCCCGAGCUCAUCGAACUCCUCGUUAUCCGCACAUUCCUGCAACCCUACCCCUGGCCCGUGCCCUCUACCUCAACCACCGGCUUCCUGCGUACCCUCGCCUGGCUGGGCCGCUGGGACUGGCGCCACGAGCCGCUCAUCGUCGACUUCAGCUCCACCUUCUCCGCCAACCCGGCCGACCUGGAAGACGCAAGCCAGCAGAAGGGCAUGAAAGCCAGCGACCUCGAGCGCCUGCAGACCCGCUUCGAGGCCUGGCGCCGCAUCGACCCGGCCAUGAACCGCGUCGUGCUCUUCGCGGCCACCAACCUCGACGAAGAGGGCACGACAUGGACCGACAAAGCGUCACCCGAGAAAGUCGUCGCCGGCCGCCUGACUGCGCUCGCAAAAGCCGCCGCGCUCGCCCUCCGCACAGACGAAUCCCGCCUCCUCGCCCAAAUCAACAGCACCGCAGACCCCGCGCCUGCGCUCUCCCCCGAAUCCCUCUUCACCCCCACCACCUCCGAAUACGACAUCGCCAUCACCAUUUCCCCGAAACACACCUCGCACACCCGCAAAUCCACCUCUUCGCAGCAGUUCAAGAACCUCGCCCUCCAACACGCCGCGACGCCUACCCCCGCCGCGCCCCCGCUCCCCCUGCUCUUCGCACAGGACCUGCGCGCUAUCUACGGCGACGCGGUGCUCUGGUUCUGGGACCCUGCGUCGCUGGACCGUGUGCUGGGGCUGUGGAAUCCUGUGGUUACGGGACAGCGCGGGUGGAAGGUCAGGGUGGGGUGGAAUAGUGUGCCUGUGAAGGUGAAGGUUGGAGAGGGCGAGAAGGGAGUUGAAGUUAGGGUCAACCGGGAGGCGGUUAUUAAUGAGAUCAAGCGUUUAGGAGGAGAAUUGGUUUCAAAGAUCGAGGUUAAGAGUUCGUAGUGUUGGAUGAUACCAUAGACAGACCUACAAGAUACUUGGACAUGUUCAUUGCAUUCGUCGAACAUGACUGAAAUACACAUCACUCAUCUCAU
Messenger RNA from Boeremia exigua, 3671 nucleotides. RefSeq names its product Nrap protein. Lineage: Eukaryota; Fungi; Ascomycota; Dothideomycetes; Pleosporales; Didymellaceae. The record is from RefSeq and is a predicted model, not a curated record. The transcript is spliced from 2 exons. The coding region runs from base 22 to 3579 and encodes 1185 amino acids. Gene Ontology annotation, biological process: rRNA processing; tRNA export from nucleus. Gene Ontology annotation, cellular component: UTP-C complex; small-subunit processome; CURI complex.